Solanum lycopersicum (tomato) is the source of this 7459-nucleotide messenger RNA. The record is from RefSeq and is a predicted model, not a curated record. NCBI's taxonomy places the organism in Eukaryota, Viridiplantae, Streptophyta, Magnoliopsida, Solanales, Solanaceae.
UCCAUAGUUGGGUUUAUGCGUGCUUUUGCCAAAUUUAAUUUUGAGAAUAUGGUAGAACGAGGAUCUUCAAAUUUCAGUCUCCUUAGGUAAUCGUCUCUUUAUCUGUAUUCAAAUUUACUUUACUCCUUGAAGAAAUUAGCUUCAUUUUCUUGAUUUCCCCAUGAAUUUAACGCAGAAAUCAAUCAAAUCUACUUGUUCAAAUGUAGAAUUACUUAUUAAUUUCAAUAAUCGACUGAAUUUUUCAUCAUUGUCAUCGUCAAAUUGUCUCCAAAUUCUAACAGAUUACAAUGGGUCUGCAAGACCCAUUUCAAACCCUCUACAUAACUUUCUACCUAAAACCCAAAACCCCCAAAACACAGUGAGUCUGAUAUGUUCAGCUUUAAAGAAUGGAAACAAUGACCAUUUGUCCCUCCUUCAGAAAACCAUCCGAGAUAAUGGGCUUAUUUGUUACUUCAGUGACAGUGAAAUCUCAAGGGUCCUGUUGAGAUGCCAGUCUGAUUCAUUUAGUGCUCUUAGUUUCUUUAACUGGGUUAAGAAUGAUUUGGGUGUGGAGCCUAACACUCAAAACUACUGUCUUGUGAUUCAUAUACUUACUUGGACAAGGAACUUUUCACAAGCAAUGAAAUUUUUGUCUGAAUUGGUUGAUUUGAAGAGAAAUGGAAUGGAGGAUGUGGAUGUGUUUGAAAGUUUGCUUUCAUCUAGUGGUUUAUGUAAUUGGGACCCUGUUGUGUUUGAUAUGCUAAUUAAGGCUUUUCUCAAGGUGAAUAUGGUGAAAGAUGGAUUUAGAGCGUUUAGAAAGACGGUGAAGCAUGGUAUGUACCCGAGUGUUAUUUCUGUGAACUGUCUUUUGAAUGGUCUUUCGAAGUUGAAUUAUAGCAAAAAAUGUUGGGAAGUUUAUGCUGAAAUGGGAAGAAUUGGAGUGCACCCGAAUUCGUGUACCUUCAAUAUAUUAACUCAUGUAUUGUGCAAAGAUGAAGAUGUGAACAAGGUCAAUGACUUCUUGGUUAAAAUGGAAGAAGAAGGGUUUCAACCUGAUAUAGUUACGUAUAAUACAUUAGUUAGUAGCUAUUGUAGGAAAGGAAGAAUGAAAGAUGCAGUUCACUUGUAUCAAAUUAUGUACAUUAGAGGCGUAUCACCAGAUUUGUUCACAUAUACUUCUUUGAUAAAUGGCUUUUGUAAAAAGGGAAAUGUGAAGGAUGCUCAUCAGUUGUUUUUAAGGAUGGCUGACCGAGGGUUAAAACCAGAUAUUAUUGUGUAUAACACUCUUAUUUCUGGUUAUUGCAAAGAUGGGAUGAUGCAAGAGGCACGUUCUCUGUUGCAUGACAUGAUUGGAGAAGGGAUGUAUCCUGAUAAGUUCACUUGUUCAGUUCUUGUACAAGGAUUUCAAAAACAGGAUAAUUUGGUUUCAGCUGUGAAUUUAGUCACCGAGCUUCAAAGAUUUAGAUUUAUAGUAUCUCAUGAUAUAUACAAUUAUCUUAUUACUGCACUUUGUAUUGAGAAUCGACCAUUUGCAGCCAAAGCUCUAAUUCAUCGAGUUUCUGGCGACAGAUAUGAGCCUGGCAAUAUGGUGUACGGGGAGUUGAUUGAAUCUUUCUGCAGAUGUAAUUUCCCCGAUGAGGCUUUAUGCUUGAAAGCAGAGAUGGUAUCAAAAGAUUUGAAGCCUGAUAUUGGUACAUAUAGAGCUAUAAUUAAAUGUUUGUGUAAAUUAGGCCGAAGCAUGGAUGCUAACUCCUUGAUGAGAGAAAUGACUGAUUUUGAUGUGUCACUUGAUAUUGAAGUCUGUAGAGCUUUAAUAAAUGGUCAUUGCAGGGAGAACAAUUUCUGUGAGGCUCAGUCGCUGUUAAGCUUCUUUGCUCAAGAAUUUAAAAUAUUUGACACAGUUUGUUACAACACAAUUGUCAGGCUUCUAAGUGGUGAAGCUGAUAUUGCAAAAUUGAUGAAAUUUCAAGAUAAAAUGAGGAAAGUGGGUUUUGCGCCAAAUCAGCUGACAUGCAAGUACAUUAUUGAUGGAUUACAGAAAGCUGUCGGAGUUCACAAGAUCAACAGCUGAGUGCAGUAAUGAGUUCAGUCUUUGGUGGCAAUGAUUUUCUUCGUUAAGAUGUCAUUGCUGCAGUGGAUCUCUAAUGACUUUAGCUUCUUUACUGAAAGGUGCUUGGAUUCACACAUCUUGAGAUUGGAAAUGGAGGUUCUUGAUCUUGACGUUUCAGAAAUAGAGGAUCAAUCACUUCAGGGUACAGGAUUGUGAAAUAUGAAGCUAUACUACUUGGAGAGGGAUUGACAUUGGUUUCUGUUAGAGUUGAACGUAAGAUCCUCAGUACUAGAGCCACAGAUCAAGUUUGAAUUAUAUGCUCACUGGUUCUUUGUGUAUUGUAUUCAGCUGUAUUAUGGUCCCUUCAUGGCUGACCUAAAUUUGGAAUUGUAAGUGGAUGGCUAAAGAAGGUGUCAAUGCUCAAAGGUCUGAUCCUGCUUCCAUAGUAUUGGAGGUCACCUGUAUUUUCCAGUUAAUUGUGAAGAUUUCUGUUAAUAUCAAAAGCACCGGCCUUUGCUGCUAUGUUUUGGUUUUAAUACAUGGGAGGAAACAAUGAAAAGCUUCUUCAGAUUUAAAGUUGGUUUUGACAUGCAGAUGCACAUCUGGGUUGGUAGAACUUCCUUUAAGAUUUUUCGUUGUCAAGGAUCUCAUUCAACCACUCUAUCUUCACAAGGUAGGUUAAGGCUGCAUAGACCCGACCUGUGGGAUUACACCGGAUAUAUUGUUGUAGGGAUCUCAUCUCAUAACAAGACCUUGUACCCUGCUGUUCAAGAGUUUAUACAUUGUUGAAGCUGAUGCAUCUGUCUGCUUAUAUAAGAUGCUUCUGUUAUCCUUUCAUAUCUCUGCUCUUAACCUAUCACAAAUUUGCUUUCGCUUUGUCUAUACUUUUUAUAUUCUUUAUUACAUUCUUUUAUAGAAUACUAUGGAAGCAAAGAAACCUCAGGUGUCAUGAGAAUAUUCCUAACACUAUUCAGAAGGUUAAAGAAAAUUGCAUUAGCAUGUUGUAUUUUUGGUGUAAAGAAGAUGGUAUAGAAGAAGUAGAACAAUUGGUAGAUCUUCGGGAUCUAUGUAAUUAUGGAAAUAGCUGGUAACUUUUUGGAGGCAGCCAACAUACACAUAAUGCCGAAGAAUACAACUUUAUCUUUAUCAAAAUAAUUAAUAAAAAAUCUAUGAAUGCAAUAUUAAUUAGUUGGGACUGGCCUAGUUGUCUUUGUUAAACUUAGAUUAGGCCUGGACAUGGAUAAUUGUAAGACUUAGAGAUCCACAAGCUUUAUGAAACCCCAAAUUUGUGUUAAAAGACAAAACAUUAGAGUCUUCUAACUCUUGUUAUUACUGAUGUAAGGUUGAAACUGGUUCCUGAUAAAGGUAUAUAGAGGAUUCGUAGCCUACCCUAUCUAGGUUGUGGUUGAAGCAUAGUAGCUUGAUUGAUUUGCCUUCUUUCUCUUUUCAAUCCAAGAUACAAUUUGAUCCGUCUUCUGGUCUUUUUGCCUCAUCCUUUUACUUGGUCUUCCUUAUUUUCAGAAACUACUGUACCUCAAGAAUUUACUCCAACUAUGACUAACUUCAGGAUAUUUGAGAUUUGGGCCUUAUCACUGCUAUUGCACUUCUUGUUAAAGGUUGAUACUUUGUAUGCUAACCCACUUAAAGGCAUACUCUAUUUCUACAGGCAUCCAUAGCUGCAUCUGUGCUGUAUAAACCACAUUAGGGGUGUGUCAUCAGGUUGUCAUUUGUUUCUGUCAGCCAUUCAUGUUGAUGGUCUUACCUGUUGAUGGAAAAUCUGCCAAAGCCCUUGGUCAACUGAGUUCUUAAAUUGGGCUAGGGGGUUCAAGUGGAAUAAGUGGAUGACCCCUUAGCUCUCGCUUGAGUGAAUGUAAUCGUUUACUUUAAUGACACAAGUGUUCUCAAGAUACUUAAGUAGUAAGUUCUAUCAGUUACUAUUUGUCGAAGCCCAUCUUACAUAGACUUUUUUUGAAACUGGUAACAUGACCCAUCUUACAUAAACUUUUCAUUUGCUUUGAUAUAUUAUGUGUCAAACAGGUUUUACGUGUGUAUUGGUACUUCAUAAAGACCCUUCAAAAUAUACUAAAAGUUGAACUUAUGCAACCAAAUACUUACCUGGUACAUACUUGUAUUCAAGUUCAGCAACAUAGGUUGAAGCGUAAGUUUUUUAAUGUUUAGUCCCUAGUUUAUGGAACAGGACAACAACAAAUGCACUUCACAAAAUGUAUAUCCUAACUUGUGGGCUGUAUCAAGCAGUACAAUAAACCUUAAAAGGUAGUCUCUUACAACUUUCAAGCAUACUGACAAUUUUUUUUAUUAUCUGAGCACAAGAAAUAUUACUCGGAAAUUUUUAGAAGAAAAGGUGAUAAUUAAGUAAUAACUUCACGAAAAUAUUUGUAACAGACUUUUGUAUUCAUCAUUAUGGGGUCUAACCUUCUGUUUACACUCAUUUAUGGGAGUGAUAAUAGUAGCUGCAUCCUUGGAACAUGGUUAAGUCCGAGACUCAUUCAUCAGAUCAAGCUAGAUCUCCUUAUGUUAAAAUCUAUAAAAUUCAAACAAUUGACUUCCUGAACAUGAUUGUGGUCUUUGGCAGACUGUUCUUAAAGUUAUGAGAAUCUAAAAGUGUCUCAAUUUUUAAUCAAAUCAUACAAGCCUAUUGCCUUUGAUAAGUGUUUGGUCUGACAGUAGCAGAAGUUAGGCAGUAAAAGUUUGAGGAUAAUUGAUAAGUCAUUGGGUUUAUCCAUUCCAACAGAAAGAAGUUAGAAUUAAACAGAAAAUGAAUGUUGACGGAAUCAGUUUAAAUAGUUGCAUUUCUAUGAAAUUACUUUUGCUCGUCACAUUUCUAUGGAGUUGUUAUUCCAAAGUAUUCAGUGUUCAGCUGUUCAUUUUGGGUUUUCAAGACAGGUAAAUCGCUUCUGUUUCUUCUGAACGCGCAUAGUAGUUAGUAGUUAGUACUACAACAGCUGUCGAUGUUAGAGUGCUUAAUAGUUCUGGAAUUUGUUCAACAAUCUAGUUUUAUGAGAAUUAGAGUCUUUUAAUAUUGUUUAGAGGGAGAAAUAUGACAAAAAAUUGUCCCUCUAUUUAGUAGGGUAAUUUUGUUGAGGUUUGACUAUCUUUGCUUUAGGGACCUGAAGUUAAAGACAUUCCUGCUAUAUGGUGUGGGGCUAGAAAUGGGAGCUCGGAAUUACAUAAUUCCAACCACCUCAGUUGCUCACUAGUCACCAUCACCUAAAGGCUGAAGGAAACCAUCAUUGGGAUUAUCUCUCUAGGUAACUAAAAGAGCAGCUUCCAGAAAAGAAAUUAAUCAUAUUCUUGAGAGUACAACUUUAGCCCAAGUAGGGGCUUGCACAAUUUGCAUUAUUUUCUUUUUGUGCGUGAGUUAGCCCUUAUAUUAACUGCACGAUGAACAUCAAUGGUUAAGGAUACAUUAAAUAGAAAAUGAGUAUGGUUUGAGUUAGACGUAGCAACUGAAUAGAGAGAUGUAUAAAUUGUUUUCUUAAUGCUUAAAUUUGGAAUUAUAUUUGUGCACAUAAAGUGGUUGCUAGACCAAUUAUUUUGUAUGGGGCAGAGUGUUGGUUGGUCAAGAACUCGCACGUUAGAAGAUGAAAGUAGCGGAAAUUAGGAUGUUGAGAUGGAUAAGUGGACAUACUAGGAGAGGUAGGAUUAGGAAUAAGAUAUCUGGGACAAGGUGAAUUGUGGUGGAAAAGAUGAGAGAGGCUAGAUUGAGUUGGUUCGGGCAUGUAAAUAGGAGAUGUCCCAGUGAGAAGAUGAGAUGUUGGCUAUGGUGGGUCUUAGGAGAGGUAAAGAUAGACCGAAUAAGUAUUUGAGAGAGGUGAUUCGACAAGCCAUGACACACAUGUAGCUUAUCAAGGACAUGACCCAAGAUAGGAGGAUAUGGAGGUCAAGAAUUUGGGUGAAAGGUUAAUAGGUAGUCGAGCUUGUCGAGUUCUCUUUAUUUGUACUGUCCUAUUACCUUUUUCUUCGAUUUUAAUUUUUACCUAUUGUGUCUUCUGCUUCGUUUAUCGUACUAUUUGUAGUUGAUGCUACUUUUCUGCAUUAUUUUCUAUAUAGUUUGUUCACUACUAUACUUUCUUUUCUUUACUUUACUUUACUUGAGCCGAGGGUCUAUCAAAGACCACCUCUCUAUCUUCACAAGGUAAGGGUAAGGCUGCAUACACAUUACCCUCCCCAGAUCCCAUGGAUACUUCAGCGUGUAUGUUGUUGUAAAUUGACAUGAUGUUUACUCCGUGCAUUAUAAGAGGAACUAGGACAAACCAAAGACAAGAAAAAAUGCAUUUAAGUGCUUCUUUAAGUUGUACAUCAGAUUUGUAUGGUAUCCUAAGAAUUAGAGGAAUUGAGGGCCCAAAAGGUUCUUGCUUUGAAAAGGGCUCUUAGUGCACUAAAUUGAGAUAUAAGAUUGGGACAAGUGCCAACUAGAGUGACAAAACAAAUCUCUUUUGUAUAUAUUUUGUUUUGUGUGUUUUAAAUUCAAAUUGAUUUGUUUAUUCUUUUUUGUUGAUGAGAUGAGGAAGGGGGCUUGAACCAGCAGGCAUAAACACAGUCUUUCAACCGUUAGAGGGAAGAAUGGGGACAAGACAUCCUAAUGGGACAUGGAAAUCUAUACAGCAAUCAAGUGUUUGUUGUGGCAACUGGCAAGUACCUUGUUGCUUCUUCAUUCUUGUUGUUGGUCUAAUGAAGGGUGCAUGCAUGCAGACAAGUAUACUGCGUACACAGUGAAAGAGAGAGCUGGAAAGGGUUGGUGAGGAUAGUAAAUGUGAAAGGUGAUUUCUGAUUCUAGAAAAUACGAAUUGGUAACACCGAAAAUUGAGAGGCCUGGUAAAUAUUGUCCUCUCUCCUUUGAAAUGCGUUGUCAGGAGUGAAAACCAUGCUUACCAGCAUCUCUUUUGUGUUUUGGCUAUGUGGAACUCUUGUUCUAAGCUAGAGUGUCAUCUCUGCCAGAGCGAUAUGUACUCGAAAUUAUACUGUGUAGCUAGGAUUCAUAUUCGGGGGUUUCGAAAUCGAGACAUACUUCUGAUUAAGGAUGAAAUAGUCUCGUCAUUUCAUUGUCUACGGUGAAACAUAAAAGUUUCAACUUGGUAUUAAUUUUUUUUUUGAUAAAAAAGGGCACGGAAAUGCCGUGUGUGGGCAUUGAAAGCUAAAUUUAAGCAAUGUCUGAAGAGACAAGUUGCAGAUCUUUCUUUGUUGGGGCCCUAUCACACUAUGCUUCUCUCAUCUUCUUUCCAUCUCCAACAUUAAAUUUACUUCCUACCUUAUUUACAAUACAAAAUUUGUCGCUUUGCAUUUAAAACUCACAAAAACUCCUCUUUAUCUAGGGGCGGAUCUAGAGUGUGUUGACUUACUAUUACUAUCACAUGAAUUGUAAUUUGUUUUAAAAAUUCAUUAGUAAUGAAUUACCUUCUUUAUCUCGUA